GCAUUCCGAUGGCUCGAGGGCAUGCGCUGUAUGACCAAGGAGAAAUUGGCAAAAGCGUUAGCUGCAGCGCGCAACAACGGCUUUUGCACUUCCGCGGAUUCGGACGGAAAGGAGGCUUGGCUUCUUUUCCGCAAGCUGUCCGUGUUCAACCAUUCCUGUUGGCUGCAAGCCUA
Molecule: messenger RNA, 173 nt
Organism: Symbiodinium pilosum
Lineage: Eukaryota; Dinophyceae; Suessiales; Symbiodiniaceae
Source: the annotation of a GenBank genome assembly